Dentiscutata erythropus is the source of this 534-nucleotide messenger RNA. NCBI's taxonomy places the organism in Eukaryota, Fungi, Glomeromycota, Glomeromycetes, Diversisporales, Gigasporaceae. The record is from the annotation of a GenBank genome assembly.
AUGCUAAAAAAUAGGAACGUCUAUCCCUUCUACAAACCAUUCAAAGAAUUUUCAAAAAAAGAUGCAGAGGAAUUAUUCGAUCACAUUCUUAGUGGAGACACCGAAGAUGAAUUCUCUAUAGUCGAAAGACUAGUUGAUAAUAUGAAAAACAAUUCUGGAAUCGCAUUUAAAAAUGAUGCAGCGUUAUACCAAGAUAAGUAUGCAUCAGUUCUAUAUGAACAAUCGUACGGGUCUACAGAAUUUGUAAUUCCACAUCAAUUAGAUAAUUUUGUAAUUUCUCAUCAAUUAGAUGAUUUUGUAAUUUCUCAUCAAUUAGAUGAUUUUGUAAUUUCUCAUCAAUUAGAUGAUUUUGUUAAAUUAGCACAGAAUGGAGUAGAUGAUUUAAAUCAUCAUUUUACGCAAAAUAAUAGCCUGAAUGUCGACCCAGCUGAACACCAUCACGUUCUAGUGAACGAAAUAGAUCUUUUCACCGCUGCCACAAUAUUUACAAGAAAGAGAAAGAAGGUCAAAGUCAAGGUCACGAUCUCAAGCUAG